AUGGGCAGGAUUUCCGUUUUCAAAGAUGAUGUUUCUACUCAAUUGCUGCGAAGCAUUAUUGAAGGUUCAAAAAUUUCAAUCAUCAUCCCCUCUGAACACUAUGCUAGUUCCAGAAGGUGCCUUGAGGAACUCACAAAAAUCAUGGAGUUUCGCAGAGCAUAUGAUCAGGUGGUUCUUCCCAUAUUUCAUGGUGUGGAUCGGUCCGAAGUUCGUAAUCAAGAAUAUAGCUUUGGAAAAGCAUUUCAAGGUCUUAUACAAAGAAUUUCACCCACCGAAGAUGAAGUGUCAAGGUGGAGGACAGCUCUUAGUGAAGUUGGAGGCCAUUAUGGGGUUCUUGUGCCUUAUUUCAAUUCCAACAAUCAAAGUGAGUAUACUCAGCAUAUUGUCCAGUGUGUUCGUUAUAUAUUGAAUACAAAAGGCCCGUUUGCCACGGAUGGCCUAGUUGGAGUUCGUUCUCAAGUGCAAGAAGUGAUUAAAAUGCUCCAAGAUAACAAAACAAAAGAUGUUGUUUCCAUAGGGAAGCUUGGGAGAGGAAAGGCACAGAUUCUUUACUACAAAAUCUUCAUUCAGUUCUCAAUGAAGGAACAGAUACGGUGA
Molecule: messenger RNA, 597 nt
Organism: Neltuma alba
Lineage: Eukaryota; Viridiplantae; Streptophyta; Magnoliopsida; Fabales; Fabaceae
Product: disease resistance protein RML1B-like
Exons: 3
Coding region: 1-597 (198 amino acids)
Biological process (GO): signal transduction
Source: RefSeq, a predicted model, not a curated record